AUGGCAAAGUGGAAGUGCUGGUUCGGAUGGGUGCAAAGGCUCUUCACUCCUGAGUCAAAAGCCAAAAAGCCGAAGAAAUGGGGAUGGAGUCUUCGAAGGUUUAAGCUCAGACAAUGUCCUACAAUUACAGCACCAAAUAGAGCACUUACUAAAGCAAAAGAAGAGCAGAGAAAGCAUGCUUUGACAGCGGCUAUUGCAACAGCAGCUGCUGCAGAAGCUGCUCUUGCUGCCGCUCAUGCUGCUGCUGAGGUUGUCAGGCUAACUGGUUCUUCCCGUUCCUAUUCUUAUCUAUCCAAUGGCAAUCGGAACUUGGCUGCCACUAAAAUUCAAAGCGCAUACCGUGGACAUCUUGCUAGAAAAGCAUUAAGAGCAUUGAAGGGAGUUGUGAGACUUCAAGCUAUAGUUCGUGGUCAAGCUGUGAGGCGUCAAAUGUUCUGUACUUUGAAGCAUUUGCCUUCAGGUGCAAGAGAGACGGUAGAAAUAUAUGAAAGAAACAGUCAUACUGCAGAAAAAAGCAACAAGAAUGACAAGAGCAAUCAGUUUCCAAGGCAGAAAAAGAAGUUGGAAGAGAAGGAGAUUAAGGAGAAAUUCUAUCCUGAUUGCCAUGGUCAAUUGACUUGGGAUUGCAGCUUGCAUUCAAAAGAAGACAUAGAAGCCAUAUGGUUGAGAAAACAAGAGGCCACUAUCAGAAGAGAACGCAUGAAACAGUAUUCCUUCUCACACAGGGAGAGAAAAAAUUCCCACAUGACAGAAGAAUAUGGGCCCCCUAAGGAAUUUGGAAGAGAGAGCUGCCGUACUCUAGGACAAUGGCUGCAGGAAGAAACACGUAACAGGGAUGCCUCUCAUAAACCAGAUCUUCUCUCAAACCUUAUCACAACAGACUUGCAUGGUCCAACACAAGUCUCACUGAAGAGCGCGAAAAGAGAAGAGUCACAGGAAGGAUUGAUUUCACAAAUUUCACUGCCAAGGAAAUCAUUUUCUCACGUAAAGAAAGUGUCACUUGCAGAUGACAGUUCCGUGCCAAAUUCUCCAGUUUUCCCCACUUACAUGGCUGCGACGGAAUCUGCCAGGGCAAAGGCAAGAUCGAUAAGCACACCAAGGCAAAGAACAGAGUUUCUGGAAUUAUGCCCCAAUCAGAGUGAGCCUCACAAGGAGGGUAUUUCUCUUUGGUCUUCUCGUUAUGGUGCGCCUGCCAGCACCAAUAGAAACAAUGAGGUUUUUUGGCAGAGCUGUCAGAGUGCUGAUCACCAUCAUUAUCAUUAGAAUGUGUUGAGAACCUGUGUUGCUGAAAUCGUCAGAAGGAUGCGGAGGCAAACUUGCAAGGUUUGAUUCAUGCUUGGCUGUGUCACUGGUAUACCAGAGAUUGAGAGGGGCAUUGCCGAACCUUCAACUUGCUCACAUUCUGAUCUGAUGACAUCUUCACAAAUGUAUAUGCCUUUUUUCUUUUUGGGCUGUCUUGAAUUUUCUCAUUCUGGUUUUUCGAAGAAUUCUUACAGGUUUUGGGGAUUGGCAAUGUUAUUACUGGGUACAUAUUACAUGUCAAAAUUGGUUUUCGGAUUUGAUCCUUCUUUUUGUACCAUUGCAUUG
This is a messenger RNA of Neltuma alba, 1587 nucleotides long. Its product is annotated as protein IQ-DOMAIN 14-like. Bases 1 to 1263 code for a protein of 420 amino acids. NCBI's taxonomy places the organism in Eukaryota, Viridiplantae, Streptophyta, Magnoliopsida, Fabales, Fabaceae. The transcript is spliced from 5 exons. The record is from RefSeq and is a predicted model, not a curated record. Gene Ontology annotation, molecular function: protein binding.